CAGAAUGACUGUUGCCAGCAUCUAGAAGGAAUUACUUUUCCAGGCAGUGCAAUCAUGCUAUUUAUCAAAAGAAACAUUGGACAAUCAGAAUGGGCUGCAGAGCUGUGUCCUGAGCUGUCUGGCCAACUCCCGGCAAGAAGCUUCUUUGUCCUUUAAAGACUGAACUUUAUCCUCAAGCAGUAACAGGACUGGAAUGAAAGGAGUUUGGAAUUAUUCUGCUUUGAGCCGAAGAGAAGAUGAAACACGAACCCAGAGGAGCAGGAUGACAGACAGAGUCCCUUGUUCCAAAUGUUUCCAGGUUCACUGCCAGAUUUCUGUUCUGAAUUGUGUUUAUUACCCAGAACUCUUUGUCUGGGUCAGUCAAGAACCAUUUCCAAACAAGGACAUGGAGGGAAGGCUUCCUAAGGGAAGACUUCCUGUCCCAAAGGAAGUGAACCGCAAGAAGAACGAUGAGACAAACGCUGCCUCCCUGACUCCACUGGGCAGCAGUGAACUCCGCUCCCCAAGAAUCAGUUACCUCCACUUUUUUUAAUCGUAACACCUCCAUUUGUAUUACAUAUGGUGUAUGGGUAUUGAUGAGGUCAUGGUAUCAUAUAUGGGAUUUUUUUCUGUGUAAAUCAUCAAGUAUAAGAAGAAACUAUGGGACUCUGAGCCUUGCUUUAGAGAAUUUACAGUGGACAAAUAGGUGUCAUCAAACCAGUUUUUAAUCAUUCUGACUCAAGUGAAAACGCUCAGAAUUUCACACUGUGAAUCCACGUUUACAACCCUUACAGGUGGGCCUUCAGGCCUGGUUCGCUACAACAAUGUCUUCCACAACUCAAACUCCCACCGCGCUCACACAACCGGUCCACUCCUGCCUUUUCACUCACACAGCUCCCGACUGCUUCUUGCAGAGGCUGAGAGUCCCCCCCCCACCUUUUUUUUCAUUUAGAUGUAACAAACCUAGUAGUUUAUGUUCAUCAAUUGUCUGUAUAUCUCUAUAUUUUAUCCAUGUACUCUUUUGAUGUAUAGAAGUAGUUUGAAACUCAUUGUUUCCUUGUGGUAAGUGACCGAGAUGCUGCCACAGGACCUGAGACACUGAUGAAUGGUGCUAUUUUGGACUUUCAACAUGCUCCUUGGCGAGGUAGCUCUGAUGGAGUUAUUUUUUAUUUCCAUGUUCUAAGAAGGUGUUGGUACUCUGUUUCCCUGAAUGUUGUUCUCUAGACUGGAUUGACUUGUUUUCCUUGUGUCUUCAGUGUGGCUUUCUUCCUCAGUGUUGUAGGUUGAGCGAAUGCUACCAGAGUGUGAGAGACCAUUGUCUCGUUGGCUGGCGCUCACGGACAUGCAGUCACGGUAGCGGGAGCAAUCACAAAACUGUAAUUUACUUACCAAAUCUCUUCCUUUCCGUAGCCUCGCCUGCCUGACUUAGAGAAAGAAAAGCAAUAAUUUUACAGGCAUUUUGAGGUGUCUCUUUGGGUUCUUUCUGUUUGAAAGGAUAUUUGUCGAAAAAAAGAGCAAAACCGUUUUAAAUAAACUCCCCCUGGAAAAAAACCCAAAACACUGGCAUCUGAGUGGGAAUAUGAAAAUGACACCUUUUCCAAAUAUUAAAUUGGAAAACAAGGUCUACAAAAUCAUGAUACUUUUUUAAAAGGCAGAGCAUUCUUUUUUCGGCAAUUUUGAUAAGCAAGGUGUAGAUUUACAUUUUUGUCCUUGCUCCCAACGAAAUGGAUAAACAAAAAUAAAUUACCAUCUACUCAUGGAAUGUUGUUGUGUUAGCCAGUCUGAAAGCCCACCUUAAUUUUUAUAUAACUGUCUUUAGCUCUUCUUUUGACAGGGCAGGCCUUGUUCUGAACUGUUUCGCUUCUGACUGUUAAACACCGAUGACGCAUGCACUGCACUUCUUCGUUUUCUUCUUGCUCCCCCAUUGGCCUGAGUUUCUUGUGCAUUACUCCUCUCCCUCCUUCGUUAGAAUAGGUAUAUCAGCUGUGUAAAUAGAGCAAGAAAACAGUAUUCUGCAUCUGUGGCAUUUAUGUAGAGUUGCAGUUGUGUACUGCUGAAAAUGCAGGCUUUUGUAACAGUGUGAUCUUUACUGAUGCACUCAUGACAAGUACCCAAUGUAUUUUAGCUAUUUUAGUAGUAUUUGUUCAAUAAAUACGCAAGCUGUAAGGUAACUGUCUGAUUUGGCUCAUCAUUGAAGAGGCCUAGUUUUGAAUGUCUUCUCUGGUUCUUGCUAAUUCAUGUGUUUCCAGAGCCCCAGAAGUCAGGCCAGCAAACCCAAGGGCAAAUAUCAAAAGAGAGAGAAUCAGCUCUGCCUUUCAUGCGUUUUCCCUUUUGAGGAUUUUAUGAGAUUAGGGGCUAGGCAGUGGCUCAUUAAGAUGGUAUUUGCAGAGCUGCCUCUGGACACAAAGCAGAAUUAGACCAAGAUCCUUUUAUUUCUACACUUUUUCUCCCUUCCAAGGCAUUCCCAUACGCUUCAAAACUUACUCUUUCUCACUCCUUGCCAUUAAGACCCACUCUGUGGUAUUCUUUAAGACCCACUCUGUGGUAUUCUUUCUUUUUCCCUGCCAAAAGAGAUCUGACCUCCCUUCUUCAUGGAAUAUGUGCACUUUUCCUCAGACAAAAAGCUUAAACUUUUGUAAGAGGAUAAAAAUUUGAGACAGAAUUUAAAGUCA
Homo sapiens (human) is the source of this 2651-nucleotide messenger RNA. It is a transcript of the gene NREP, whose product is annotated as neuronal regeneration related protein. The coding region runs from base 194 to 532 and encodes 112 amino acids. The record is from RefSeq and is marked validated. The transcript is spliced from 4 exons. NCBI's taxonomy places the organism in Eukaryota, Metazoa, Chordata, Mammalia, Primates, Hominidae. Gene Ontology annotation, cellular component: cytoplasm. Gene Ontology annotation, biological process: regulation of neuron differentiation; axon regeneration.